AUGGCGCCCAUUGCUGUGACGCCGGAUAGCUCAACCGCCAGUCCUUCUGGCGACAGCUGGAACAGUUACUUUCACGUGCGUAAUGGUGACAGCCAUAACAUCAUCAGCAACAAGGGCCAUGAUCAUGGCGAAAACGCCCUCUCGGCAGCCGUAGGGAAUGACCAUGGCAGCUGGACUGCCGAACCUGGGAUCGGCUUGAGUUCCCCUCUCCCUCCCCCGGGCCAUGUUCGAGAUAUGCCCAUAGCCAUUGUUGGGAUGGCCUGUCGGAUGCCUGGCAAUGUCUCUACUCCGGCCGAAUUCUGGGAGCUCUGCACUAGGGCCCGGUCUGGCUGGUCCGAAACUCCCAAGCAGAGAUUCAACAGUGCCCGCUUCCAUCAUCCCAACCAGGGCAAAGGCGGCACUCUGAAUCCCGUCGGCGGCAACUUCUUGAAUGUCGACCUGGCUGCCUUUGAUGCUCCAUUUUUUGGUUUGACUGAAAAGGAGGCCAUUUCCAUGGAUCCCCAGCAGCGUCUUCUUCUCGAAUGCACCUUUGAAGCCCUCGAAAAUGCUGGCAUACCAAAGCAUACCAUUGCCGGAAAGGACGUUGGCGUUUUUGUCGGCGGUUCUUUUCCCGAGUACGAAUCUCAUCUCUUCAGAGACCCAGAUACCAUACCUAUGCACCAGGCGACCGGUUGUGCAUAUGCCAUGCAGUCCAACCGCAUAUCCCACUUCUUCGACCUACGAGGCCCCAGUUUCACGGCCGAUACAGCAUGCUCCUCUAGCAUGGUAGCCAUACACCUGGCUUGCCAGAGCUUGCGAACCGGUGAAUCUAGCGCCGCUUUGGUCGGCGGCUGUCACCUCAACAUGCUUCCCGAGUUCUGGAUCUCCUUUUCGACUUGCAGACUGCUCUCGGAUGCCGGCCGUUCAUUUUCUUUUGACAAUCGCGGCACGGGGUUUGGCCGUGGAGAGGGCUGUGGCAUGAUUGUCCUGAAGCCACUGGACCAAGCCAUAAAGGACAAGGAUCCCAUCAGGGCAGUCAUUGCCGCAACUGGUCUCAACCAAGAUGGCAAGACGCCCGGCAUCACUGUGCCACAUGGGCCAGCGCAAGAGGACCUCAUACGCAAAGUAUAUGGCAGGGCUGGCCUCGACCCGAAUUUGUGCGGCUUCGUCGAGGCCCAUGGAACUGGCACUAGGGUUGGUGAUCCCAUCGAAGCCACUGCCAUUCACAAUGUUUUAGGUCAAGAGAGAAGCCCACGCAACCCCCUAUGGAUCGGCUCUGUGAAAUCCAACAUUGGCCAUCUGGAAGGGGCCUCCGGUAUUGCCGGUGUCAUUAAAGCAGCCCUUAUGCUUGAGCGGGGCUUCAUCCUUCCAAACCAUGAUUUUAAGCAGCCAAACCCGAGGAUCCCCUGGAAAGAAUGGAAUUUAGAGGUCCCGGUGACCCAGAGGCCGUGGCCGCGCGGCAAAAAGUACAUCAGUGUCAAUAAUUUUGGUUUUGGUGGCACAAAUGGCCAUGUUGUACUGACAGCCGCACCAUUCCUGCGUUCCAGAACUUCGGGGUCCUCCCAUGAUGACACCCUUAUGGCUUCGGAUAAGUCAGGGCUGGGCCGCAAGCUUUACGUCGUCACGGCUCAUGACAAGGCCGCCCUUUCGCAACAGAUGAAGAAUAUCGUGGUCUACCUUGAGCAGAGGCCCGAGAUCUUCCAAGUAGAUCUAACCAGCAACCUUGCUUACACGCUUGGGCAGCGGCGGUCCCUCCUGCAAUGGAGAGCUGCCAUUCCCGCUAUCAACUCAUUUGAGUUAAUCGAAGCUAUCAAUGGAGAAAAGGCGAUAACCGGUAAAGAAAUCGAGCCUCUUAGACUUGGUUUUAUUUUUACCGGUCAGGGUGCUCAAUGGUAUGCCAUGGGUCGGGAAUUGUACGAGCAGUAUCCAACGUUCAGUGCGAGUAUUUUGCAGGCUGAUGCCUGUUUAAUCGCUUUCGGGGCGGAAUGGUCACUUGUUGAGGAACUCGGAAGAGAUGCCAAAACCAGCGGGAUCAGUGAGGCACACAUUAGCCAACCAUCAUGUACUGCAGUACAACUAGCACUUGUUAACUUGCUACGAGGCUGGGGCCUGCGGCCAACUGCUGUUGCAGGCCACUCGAGUGGUGAGAUCGCUGCUGCAUAUGCUGCGGGCAUCAUUGAAUUUGAAUCUGCCAUGGCAAUUGCCUAUCAUCGAGGUAGACUGAUUCCUAUCCUCAAAACGAAGUACCCUGAGCUUCAGGGUCGCAUGAUGGCGGUUGGAGGAAGCAAGAAGGAAUUCACAACCCUUAUCGAAGGACUACAAGCGAAGGAAGUCCGAAUUGCUUGCUACAAUAGUCCUUCCAGUUUAACUAUUUCCGGCGAUGAACCUGCCUUGGCCGAAUUGGAGAGGAUUUGCGAGAAGAGGCAGCUGUUCAACAGGCGUCUGGUCGUCGACGUCGCUUACCAUUCCCACCACAUGAACUUGGUCGCCAAGGAUUACCGUGCUUCCAUCGCCAACCUUCAGCCGCCAGCUCGAACUGACGUGCAGUUUCACUCUUCUCUGUAUGGCCAUCCUGUUGACAGUACCGAUUUGCAGCCUAACUACUGGGUUGACAACUUGACUUGUCCUGUACGUUUCAAUGAGGCGCUGCAGAGCAUGCUUGCGCCGGUCGGCGAGCAUAAGCACGGGGUCAACAUGCUUGUCGAGCUCGGCCCCCAUUCCGUGCUUCAAGGACCAGUCAAGCAGAUACUCAAAGAGGUCGGUGGAAGUGCACCAAAAAUUCCAUAUGCUUCUGUUCUUGUUAGAAAACGAAACGCCGUCGAGACCGCUCUGGAACUUGCCGCACAGUUGUUCACCAGAGGGGCAAACCUUGAUCUUGGUGCCGUCAAUUUUCCAAAGACAACCAAACCACCAACGCUGCUGACAGAUUUACCACGGUAUCCCUGGAACCAUUCAAUCAGGUAUUGGCAAGAAUCUCGUAUGACAGAUGUGCAUAAGAACGCGGUUGGUUCAAGGAGCGACAUUAUCGGUACCUUGGCCAGCUACUCGAGCGAUUUAGAGCCCACAUGGCGCAACAUCGUUCGUCUGGACGACCUGCCCUGGCUGCGCCAUCACAAAAUUCAAUCCUUGAUCAUGUAUCCCAUGUCCGCAUUUCUUGCGAUGGCUGUGGAGGCCGCCUCCCAGAGGGCGAGAAGCAAACACUGCUCAUUCGAUAGGUUUCAGAUGAGAGAUAUUGCCAUAAAAAAGCCCCUAGCGAUACCAGACAACGACAUCGAGGUUACAAUCAGUCUCCGUCCGCACCAAGAGGGUAUCUUUGUUUCAUCCGAGACGUGGGACGAAUUCAGGGUUUGCUCAUGGUCUUCUGGUCAAGGUUGGAUAGAGCAUUGCGUCGGUUUGAUCGCGACGGUGAAAAUUACAGAAAAUGAUGUGGUACAGGGCCCACAGACUGAUGAUGGCUUUGAAGACCACCUACAUUCUGUCGUCCCCACCAUCGACAACGCACAAUGGGCCUCGAUCGAUCCCCAGCAUAUGUACGAGACCCUCAACAAGCUUGGGGUUGUGUACGGGCCUACCUUUCAAGGUCUCGACAAUAUCAACGUGUGCGAUACACAGUCAACAGGAGAUCUUGUUGCUCCAGAUGUCGCCAAAGAGAUGCCGGGUGGGUAUUUGACCAAAGCCGUGAUACAGCCCGCAUUUCUCGAGUCGCUCAUUGGCAUGUACUGGCCGGUACUUGGAGCCGGACGCCGGCAAGUUGACACGAUUUACCUACCGUCCGCGAUCGAGUACGUGACCAUAUCUCGAAGAAUAACCCAACUGGCAAGCGAGCCAGGAAAUACGCUGCGCGCCAUUUGCAAGGGCGAGGUCGAUCCUGGCAUUCAUCGGCCGUUCAAGGUUCACAUGGUUGCGGCCCCCGCGGGUUCUCUGGAGAGCAUAAUUGCAAUCAAUGGCUUGACAGUCUCUCCUGUGCUGAACGAUGAUACUCGAGAGAAAAACAACACUCCCCGUGACCUCUGCUACAAACUUGAAUGGGAACACAUCUUGGAGCCUGAACAUGUGAGAAACCAGCUCCCUGUCGGUGCCCAAAUUGUGAUCAUUCACGAGGAUUCAAACUUUCAGUUGCUUGUCGCUCUGAGGUUGGCGAACGCACUUGAGCAAGCCACGGGGAGAUUACCUGAAGUCGGUAAGCUUGACACAGUUGAUGCAAAAGGAAAGACUUGCAUCUUCCUAAAUGAGCUGCAUCGUCCUCUCCUGGCCACCCUUUCGCCAUGGCAGUUCUCUAGCUUACAAAAGCUUUUGACCGGGGUUGAAGCCAUUCUGUGGGUAGUCAAGGGAGCCUACGACAAGUGCACCGAACCGGAAGCAUAUAUGGUUACCGGCCUGAGCAGGUCCAUCCGUUCGGAAACUGCACUUCGGUUUGCCACACUGGAUCUAGAUGCGGCCUCUCCCCUCUCGGAAGCCAAGGCCGCAGAGAUGGUUUUUUGCGUCUUCAACAUGGCUUUUGGGUCUGCUUCUUCGUCGAUGAGUGAACUGGAGUUUAUGGAGAGGGGAGGAUCGCUUUUCACUCCGCGUAUCACCCAUGACAGAGAAACUGACCAAGAAGUGCAAACCUUGACAAAUCCAAGAGCCUUAGAGCCAACCGCUUUUGGGGACGACGGCCGACUUCUGAGGCUAGAGAUAUCUGCGCCCGGUGCUUUACAUACACUUCACUUCGUCGACGAUCACUCACUGGAAGUGCCACUAGCAAUUGAUCAACUUGAGAUUGAGGUCAAGGCUGUCGGCUUGAGUUUCCGGGACGCCAUGGCUGCAAAGGGCCAAAUUCCCAUCACCAUGUCGGGUGCUGAAGCAAGCGGGAUUGUCGUCGCUGUUGGGAGCAGUAUCUCCGCUUUCAAGGUUGGCGAUCGCGUUGCAGCGCUCACGCAAGGCGCUUUUGCGACACGAACGAGGGCAACUGCAAGCUUAGCAAUCAAGGUCCCAGGACACAUCUCCUUUGAAGCAGCUGCCACACUGCCCCUUGGAUACUGCGUUGCAUACUACAGCCUGGUUGAUGUCGGGCGCUUGGCUGAGGGAGAAACAGUUCUCAUUCACCAAGCAGCAGGGGCCGUCGGUCAAGCAGCCAUUUGCCUCGCUCAGAUGAUUGGAGCUGAGAUUUUCGCAACGGUUGGGAGCGCUGAGAAGAAGGAGCUGCUCAUUAAUGAGUUCAGUCUUCCUUCCGAUCAUGUCUUGUACAGUCGCGACACUAGUUUUGGGCCUACUAUCCGCCGUGCUACAUAUGGCAAGGGGGUAGAUGUUAUCCUCAACUCGCUGGUUGGCGAUGGCCUACGGGAAUCCUGGAAAUCUCUCAGCAAGUUUGGACGGCUCGUGGAUAUAGGCAAGCGAGACUCUGCCUCAAAGUCUCGAACCGAAGUAUCCGCUGCCAAGAGAAACGCUAGCUUUGUUUCUGUUGACAUCUUUGCUCUGUUGGCCGAACGGCCAAAGGCUCUCAAACGCGUGUUUGCCGAUGUUGCCCGACUUCUCAGAUAUGGAAAGGUUCGGUCGGCGAGCCCGCUAUCUGUCUUUCCGGUUUCGGAUAUUGAGGGCGCAUUGAAGAUGCAACAAAGCGGCUCUCCUACUAUGGGCAAGGCAGUCGUGGCUCUAAGUGGGUCUGAUUUUGUCAAGGCCCCGCCAUCACGUCGGUUAAAGGACCUCCUUCAUUCCGAUGCAACAUAUAUCUUGGUUGGCGGCACCGGUGGUCUCGGAAGGAGUAUUGCGCGAUGGAUGGCAGGAAAGGGGGCGCAAAACAUCGUUCUUGUCUCGAGAAGCGCUUCCGUUACCGGCAAGGUCAAGGAACUUGCCGAAGACCUCUCUAUGAUGGGGGUGAGCGUUCAUGUCCGCCGCUGCAAUGUGGUCAACGAGACUGAAGUGGACGAGCUCAUUCGAACUGGGCUACAGGGGCUACCUCCUAUUAGGGGUAUUGUGCUCGGCACGAUGGUAUUACACGACGUUCUUUUCGAGAAAAUGACAUGGACUGACUAUACCGAAGUCAUCAAGGGAAAAGUUCAAGGUGGUUGGAACUUUCACCGUGCAUUGUUGACCUCGCCACUUGAUUUCUUCGUGGCCAUUUCUUCCGCAGCUAGUGCCGUGGGGAACCGUGGGCAAGCGGCAUAUAGUGCCGCAAACUGCUUUCUGAAUUCUUUGGUCCAGUACCGGCUUACCCUUGGUCUUCCCGCGUCAUCUCUUGACCUCACCGCUGUUUCCGACUCCGGCUAUCUGGCUGAAGACCCGGAAAAGGCUGCUGAGGUAGCCCGGAAUCUUGGUAGCGAUACGAUAUGCGAGGCAGAAGUCCUCGCCCUGUUGCAUGCCGCCAUUAGUGGAAAGCUCACGUUGGCCUGCAACAAUCAUACGAUUACCGGCAUGCGUAUUACCUCGACAAUGCGACCGUUCUGGACCGAUGAUGCAAAAUUCAAGACCAUGCGCAUGGCAGCAGAGGAUGAGGCUGCAAGAAAUGCAUCAUUGAACAUGGUUGUGUCGUUCAGUGCAACUUUGAAGAAUGCCAAAUCACUCAUCGAGGCCGAAGACGUCGUCUGCAAAGGACUGGUAGAGAAGAUUUCAUCUGUGUUAAUGCUUGAUGCGGAGGAUAUGGAUAUCACACGAUCUCUCUCACACUAUCCCCUUGAUUCUUUGGUUGCUAUCGAGAUCCGCAACUUCAUUACUCGUGACUUUGAAGCGAAUCUUCAGGUGCUGGAGCUUCUUUCAAGCGGGUCGAUUCAAACGUUAGCAAAGGCGGUAUGUGCAAAGUCUAAGAUCGUCUCAUUCUAAGGAUAGGGACGUGCUGGAUAUCACUAUGUCAUCUUGAUCUCUCCCUUAGUUUCUCUUUUAGUGCCUAUACACUGUACGUGAAAGCAAACAGCAAUAGAAGUAGCGCAGGGACACAAAAUUGUUCAUAUUUAUAGAUCAAUACAUAUUUCAAGAAAG
Messenger RNA from Neurospora crassa OR74A, 6930 nucleotides. It is a transcript of the gene pks-1, whose product is annotated as polyketide synthase 1. The transcript is spliced from 8 exons. Gene Ontology annotation, biological process: fatty acid biosynthetic process; secondary metabolite biosynthetic process. The record is from RefSeq and is a predicted model, not a curated record. Gene Ontology annotation, molecular function: fatty acid synthase activity; phosphopantetheine binding; oxidoreductase activity. The coding region runs from base 1 to 6774 and encodes 2257 amino acids. NCBI's taxonomy places the organism in Eukaryota, Fungi, Ascomycota, Sordariomycetes, Sordariales, Sordariaceae.